Saimiri boliviensis boliviensis (Bolivian squirrel monkey) is the source of this 3167-nucleotide messenger RNA. It is a transcript of the gene FAM43A, whose product is annotated as family with sequence similarity 43 member A. The record is from RefSeq and is a predicted model, not a curated record. NCBI's taxonomy places the organism in Eukaryota, Metazoa, Chordata, Mammalia, Primates, Cebidae.
GUGAGGCAGGCGAGCCGGCCAUCGCGCGCUGCACUGGAGAGGGCGCGCUGCAAAGGCGGGCAGCCGACCGCGGAGAGCCGGGCAGCGGAGUUGGACACCGCCUCGGAGGGAAGAAAUGAGGUAGCGGCGGUCCCCAGAGCCGACCAUGCGCGCCCCCUGCCCUCGGAGCCCAGCGCUGCCCUGGCCAAGCCAGCCCGGACACUGAGCCGGCCGAGCGCGAGACCCCGGUGUCUGGCGGAUCGAAGAUGCAGUGAGCCUCCGCGGGACUGCUGCGCGGGGCCCGCCGCGGCCAGCCGGACCCAGCCUCCCACCGCACUUGGGGCCAGCUGCUGUCUCUGCGACCAGCCCGGUCGAGGGGCUCUUCGUCUCCAGCACCCCUUGGAGGUGGGGAGCAGCGGUCCCUGGGCACACUCGCUGUAGAGUUUCCGCGGGUUUCGGCCCCAGUCCUAGGGGUUGUGUGUGUUAGGGGACCCUCUUCGCGUUUGCCGAGGAGUUCCUGCAUAUUCUCGCACCAUUCCGGUGCUGUUGCUGGGGCUCUCUUUAUUUGCACGCGCGCCUCUAGCUUUUUUCCUGACCUUUUCCCCUCCACACUCGUUCUCUCUCGCAUUUUGUGGCUUGCCUGAGACUCUUUGCCCUCGCUCUUGCCCAGACUGGGGUAAGUCUGUGUGCGCGUGCGGCCCCUCCAACCCCCCCCUCCCCGCGCCCAACACACACACCUUUUCUGCACACUCGAAGCUGAAUAUUUUCUUUUUUAGAAAAUUUACCCCCACCCUCUGCGGGGUUCCUAACACUCUCUCUCCCCUCCUCCCCCCAACUCUCUACCCCUGGGCCACUCCCAGUAGAAUUUUAUUUUUCGAUCUUGCCCGGGCCGAGCCCGGCUGGGGCCGGUGGCUCAGCGGGGCUCGCACCCGGCGCUCCGCCGCCGCCGCCCAGCUGCGCCGGGGCGCCCUCCGGAGAUGCUGCCGUGGAAGAAGCACAAGUUCGAGCUGCUGGCCGAGUCGCCGCCGCGGCAGGCGUCCAAGCCCAAGGGCUACGCUGUGAGCCUGCACUACUCGGCGCUCAGUUCGCUGGCGCGGGCGUGCCCCGAAGGCGCGCUUAGCCGGGUGGGCAGCAUGUUCCGCUCCAAGCGCAAGAAGCUGCACAUCACCAGCGAGGACCCAACUUACACCGUGCUCUACCUGGGCAAUGCCACCACCAUCCAGGCGCGCGGCGACGGCUGCACCGACCUUGCUGUGGGCAAGAUCUGGAGCAAAAGCGAGGCGGGCCGUCAGGGCACCAAGAUGAAGCUGACGGUGAGUGCGCAGGGUAUCCGCAUGGUCCACGCCGAGGAGCGCGCGUUGCGCCGCCCAGGCCACCUCUACCUGCUGCACCGCGUCACCUACUGCGUGGCAGACGCGCGGCUGCCCAAGGUCUUCGCCUGGGUGUACCGGCACGAGCUGAAGCACAAGGCCGUGAUGCUGCGCUGCCACGCGGUGCUGGUGUCCAAGCCCGAAAAGGCGCAGGCCAUGGCCCUGCUGCUCUACCAGACGUCGGCCAACGCGCUGGCGGAAUUUAAACGCCUCAAGCGGCGGGACGACGCGCGUCACCAGCAGCAGGAGCUGGUGGGGGCGCACACCAUCCCGCUAGUGCCGCUGCGCAAGCUGCUUCUGCACGGCCCCAGCUGCUAUAAACCGCCGGUGGAGCGUAGCCGCAGCGCGCCCAAGCUCGGCUCCAUCACUGAGGACCUGCUCGGCGAACAGCAGGAGCAGGAGCUGCAGGAGGAAGAGGAAGAGGAGCAUCCCGGGGGCUCCCCGGAGGAGGAGAACCGCGCAGCAGAGGGAGAUCCAGCAGAGGAGGAGGCCGAGGCGCAGCGGGCGCUGGUGGUUGCCAUGCACUUUGAGUGCGGGGACUUGUUGGACACCUUGGAGAAUGGCCGCGGGGAGGCGCUGGGGGGCGGCGUUGGCUCCCUGGGCCCGGGGGCGGGGCCGCCGCCUCUCCUGCUGGGCAGCGCCUCCGACAUGAAGGCCGAGCUGUCGCAACUUAUUAACGAUCUGGGCGAGCUCAGCUUCGGCAACGACGUGCGCACCCUGCAGGCCGACUUGCGGGUGACGCGCCUGCUGUCAGGCGACAGCACGGGCAGCGAGAGCUCCAUCGAGGGCGGGGGCCCGGACGCCACCGCUGGGGACCGGUCGGGCCAGGCCGACAGCGCCAGCACCGAUGAGUCCCACUCGAGCUGAGCUCCUCCGUGCGUCCCCAGCGCUCCACCGUGGCUACCCAUCCGUGGCCCCGACAACCUCCCUGUCCCUUGCCCGCCCCCAGGAAAGGGGAAAUGGGGCCUUUGGGGCCCAGGCCGAGAGUUCCCCCUGACCGCUCCCCCUACCUCCCCGCCCCCACUCCCGCCCUAGCACUUUGGCUCUGUGCAAGGCGGACUCGGGUUGCGCGUGGGAAUGCGGUGUGAUGUGAGAGGAGAAACGCCGCCAGGAGGGAGAGAGAGGCAGCCCUCUGGGGUGCGGGUGAAGGAAGGCUGGCUGAAGUUCCUAGUCUCAGGCCAUAGGUGCCUGGCCAGUUUCCUGUUUGUGGGGCAGCUGGGGCCUGAGGAGGAGGGGUUCACUUCCUCCUCCCAUCCCCUGGGAGCGGCCCUGCGCUGUCACUGACAUGUCAUUGAAAAAAAAGAGAGAGUAUUUGCUCUCAAGGUGUUUGAGGCUUUAAUGCCACCCCUUGGCCCUCGGUUCUUUUUGAUGCAAGAGCUCGGGCUGUUUACCUCAGACUCAGACCCCUGAAACUCUGCCAAAUUCCUCAAAUAACUGUUUGGGGGGGUGGUGGGGGGAGAUGAAAGAAAGUUGCAUUUUGUUUACAGCUAAAGACAUCUAAUAUCUUAAAAAGGAGUUUUCCUUUAGAAACACACACACACACGAACACACACCCUUCCUCUUGCUCAAAAGAUCUCACUCCAUGAUACUGUGUAAAAUAUUUUUGCACUAUUGUGAAGUAUUUUUGACUUUUUUCUGUACAUAACUGUGUUCUCAGAGCUGAUUGUUUAUAUCUUUUGCUGUGCAAAAGAAACAUGUAAAAUGUUCAGUUGUAUAUACAGAAAUGUGUAUAAAACAUUUUGUUAUUUUUUAAAAGUAGCACUGUUCUGGUUCUGUUUGCAGCCAGUGGGGAGAGAAUAAAGAGGAAAAUGUAACAGA